This is a messenger RNA of Exophiala oligosperma, 2470 nucleotides long. RefSeq lists its product as uncharacterized. The record is from RefSeq and is a predicted model, not a curated record. Gene Ontology annotation, biological process: chromatin remodeling; regulation of transcription by RNA polymerase II. Gene Ontology annotation, molecular function: transcription coactivator activity; protein binding; zinc ion binding. Gene Ontology annotation, cellular component: SAGA-type complex; nucleus. The transcript has 2 exons. NCBI's taxonomy places the organism in Eukaryota, Fungi, Ascomycota, Eurotiomycetes, Chaetothyriales, Herpotrichiellaceae. The coding region runs from base 1 to 1920 and encodes 639 amino acids.
AUGAGUCACGUGCGACCCUCGCGCUUGGCAUCUGGGGGGCGGUUCGAGGUGAAGGACGUCAGCCGUUCCAGAGUACGACCAUCACCCCUGCCUAUCACCACAACACCUUCUCUACCCGUCCCCGAACGUCGUUCCAGACCGGUUCGAUCUACACGGAAACUCGUCUGCUACACUGUUGACGACGUUGACGACGAUUCAGAACCGUCUACACCUCAUCUUGCCACUUUUAGCCCAGGCGACCCACUCAAUUCCGCUGCCUGCGACGCGACGAUACCUGAUGACUACGCGCGAUAUCUGUCUCCCGACUCGGACAUAGAAGAGGAUGCACGCAUAGAGAGGAGUAUGGGUGUCAUACGCAAGAAUGCAGCCCUUAGAGGGGGCGACGGCGGCACCAAAUACCAUUGCGACGUCUGUUCGAUUGACAUAACCUCUACCGUUCGCAUAUCCUGCGCCAAUCCUGCCUGUCGCGAAUACGAUCUUUGUGUUCCUUGUUUCGCACGGGGUGAACAUAGCAAAGGUCAUGAUCCACGUACACACGAAUACCAUGUCGUCGAGCAAAACUCGAUCCCCAUUUACACCGAAGACUGGGGUGCCGACGAAGAACUCCUCCUGCUAGAAGGCUCGGAACGCUAUGGGCUUGGUUCCUGGGCCGAUGUCGCUGAGCAUAUUGGAGGUUAUCGGGAAAAGGAUGAAGUUCGCGACCACUACAUCAACACCUACGUUGACAGUCCAUUGUUUCCUCUACCGGAGUUAGCCGAUCCCGCUAACACCGAACUCUUUGAGCGCAUCCCAAAAGACGAAUUCCAGGCUCGUAAGAAGAGACGCAUCGAAGAGCGCAAAGAGACUGCCAAACAUGCACCACCGGCAACACCCAAACAGAAACCCACGGCCUCUGUUCCGGCAUGCCACGAAGUCCAAGGUUUCAUGCCUGGCCGUUUGGAGUUUGAAACCGAAUUCGCCAAUGAUGCCGAGGAGGCUGUCCAACACAUGUCAUUUGAACCUGGUAAUGGCUUAGAUCCGACAACUGGCCAGAUGGACGAAGAGACUACUCUUAAGAUGACUGUCUUUGACAUCUACAACUCUCGGCUGAGAGCCCGCACAGAUAGGAAGAAGAUCAUUUUCGAACACAGUCUCCUCGAGUACAAGAAGAAUCAACUUCUUGACAAGAAACGGACCAAGGAAGAGAAAGACCUGCUACACAAGGCUAAACCAUUUGCCAGAAUGAUGAAUCACGAAGAUUUCGAGGCGCUGAAUAGAGAUCUGCUCCUGGAACACAAUCUGCGUAUUGCCAUUCUCCAACUCCAAGAGUGGAAGCAGAUGGGUAUUAGCGAUCUGAAAGGCGGAGAAAAGUACGAAAGCGACAAACAGGCUCGGGCAGCACGAAAUCAACCUCAGGGACAAUUCGACCGAAUGCCUCAGAUACCCAAAAAAGGCAGUCAGUUGCAACAACCCGAUCUACCGACCGAAGCCUCCAAAUUGACCACACCUGAAUUGCCACUUCGAUUCCAACGCAAGCCAAAGACCAUUCCUCAAUUCACUGAUAGUCAGCCUGCGGUAGAAAACGACUUUGACAAAUUGUUCGCUGAAGCCAAUGGCCCCGACAGUUCAUCAGGUCCUAAAGCCAAAGUCCGAUAUGAGGUCCCGCCACUGACCGGUGUGACUCCGUGGAAUCUGGAGAAGGAUAAGAGCCUCGCACCAGAUCUGCAGUUGCUCAGCGAGGAGGAGAUUCAACUAUGCAACGCUCUUCAUAUCCGCCCUAAGCCAUAUUUGGCACUGAAGGAAGGAUUACUCAAGGAAGCCAUGAAGCAAGGCGGCCACAUGAAGAAGAAAGAGGCUCGUGGAGUCUGCAGAAUUGACGUCAAUAAGGCCAAUCGUAUUUUUGACUUUAUGAUUCACAGCGGAUGGAUUGCCAAAGCGUGAAAUUCCUGUCAAACGGGCACUGAUGUUCAAUGAACAUUUGCCACCAAUUGACCACACACCUUCGCAUGACGACCCUCGACCCAAGCCCGAAGACAUGGAUUUACUCCAAUACUUCUGUGAGAGUAUAAGUCACCACUGCAAUGUUUGAGCAAAACGACGGGAGACUGGGGUCGAUUCUCGAGCGAUCCAUGGCUACUUGAAGAAAGCCCAUGGCCAAAAGUCGAGCCUCACACGUGACAAAGGCCCAAUCUGUCAGACCUCCUACGUCAUCACGAGGCUGCCACUGCUGUCACAACAUGGUCAGUGUGAAGGCACGAUUAACUCGCCUACGAGAUCCAGAAGUGCUCCGAGUUUGAGAAGGUCUGAGCUGGAGAAUCAAGCAGAGGAACGAUGGAUUUUAUCCAGCCAAACCACGAUUAAUGCAUGUAUGAUGUAGAUACCAAUAAAGAUCCACGCAACCAGGCGGAUGUUGCCAUGGCUGCUGGCGCGAUCCGCCACUAUGAACUAUGAGGAACGUACACAUUUGCAACUCUCUUGUCGCCCGUCAACU